AUGAACUCCGGGAGUCCGCGGGCAGCUGUUCCGCCGCCGCCGCCUCACCUGCCUCAGCGCGCGCAGUUUCCCAACUCCCUCCGCACGCAGCGCGCGCCCGUUGCCAGGCGACCAAGUUGCCAAGCGACCCUAGAAGCGUCCGCCGCGCCGCACUCUGACCACUCGGCGCCACCGCGCAGGCCCGAACAGCCUUGUGCUGGGGCAAGCUGCAAAUGGGAACAAGAAUAUGUUACAGGGUUACUGACUCUUGACUGUCAGUGCCGCCCAGACCUCGCCCUUAACGUCGGCCAUUCGUCAGACGCCAUUCGUCAGACGCCCGCCUGUCCCGAGUGCCCUCGUCGCCAUGGUGAUCGCCGCUGCGGCCCAGGACUAGGCCGCGCGGAGCCCUCAGCCUUCGCAGCAGCUACGGACUCUGGAAGAAUGAGGUCCUCCCUAACACCUUGGGGAUCCCCUGUGAGCCGGGACCACAUCAUCUCCAGCUUCCCUAAGUGGUACACACCUGAUGCCUGCCUGCAGCUCAAGGAGAACUUCCACAGGCAGGUCAGCGCAGCCUGCCAACUCAGGAACACAGGGACUGUUGGGCUCAAACUCUCCAAGGUGGUAGUCGUUGGUGACCUCUACGUGGGGAAGACCAGCCUCAUCCACAGGUUUUGCAAGAAUGUUUUUGACCGAGACUACAAGGCCACCAUUGGGGUAGACUUUGAAAUUGAGCGCUUUGAGAUCGCCGGGAUUCCCUACAGCCUCCAGAUCUGGGACACAGCCGGGCAGGAGAAGUUCAAGUGCAUCGCAUCUGCCUACUAUCGGGGUGCCCAGGUGAUCAUCACUGCCUUUGACCUCACCGACGUGCAGACCCUGGAGCACACCAGGCAGUGGCUGGAAGAUGCACUGAGGGAGAACGAGGCAGGCUCCUGCUUUAUCUUCCUCGUGGGAACCAAGAAGGACCUUCUGUCAGGGGCAGCAUGUGAACAGGCAGAAGCAGAGGCCGUGCACCUGGCCAAUGAAAUGCAAGCUGAGUACUGGUCAGUGUCAGCCAAGACCGGGGAGAAUGUGAAGGCAUUCUUCAGCCGUGUAGCUGCCCUGGCAUUCGAGCAAUCCAUUCUGCAGGACUUGGAGAGGAGGAACAGUGCCCGGCUCCAGGUCGGCGAUGGAAACCUCAUCCGAAUGGCAAGUCCGCCUGAGACUCAAGAGAACAAGAUGCCCUCCAGCCUGGGCUGCUGUUAGCCUGAGUCAGAGGCCUCUGUUCCCUGCACCCGCAUGGCAUCACCUUCCAUGACUGUCGAGGUAUGACCUGGAGCCCAAGCUCUGCAGUCUGCUGCCCUCACUGUGGAGUCCUGUGUUCCGGUCUCUUCACCCACUCACCAUGCUGAGCCCCAGGGUCCAGCUACUUCUCUUUGGUAGGUCGGGAGCCAGGAAAGGCCUCCACUGGCUGCCCCACAUUGCCUGAAGGCCAGUCCCACCUGCAGGAUUGUCAGACAGUCGCCCUUGACUUUGGGAUGCCUCAGGACUGCACCCUUGGGACACUCACCCCUCGCCCAUGGCCUGCAUCGGCAUUCAGCCUUGACACUCUCUCCCAGAGAUCCUGGAUGUGGCCUCAGGAUCCUUCUCAUCACAGCAUGCCAGGCAACCUGGGCUUAUCAAAGUCGGCACCCUGGGAAGAUCCCACCUGCCAUCCCCCUGCCCCAGGUGUUUCCUGUUGUCAGAAGACUUGCAGUUCUGGGAUUUGGAGCUCCGGGCCUCACUGUCCACUGUCCCUCUGCCACAGACCCUCGGGGUCCUUGGGCAGACCUGCCCCUCUUUGGAGAACAAUGGGCAGGAUGGUCUCUGGGGCCACUUCUGGCUGAAGGACUCUCUCUGGCACCUCCGAAAUCCUGGGUCCUGCCCUCCCAGUUUGUGGGCAAGGUUGAGCAGAACAAGCCCCUCAGGCCUCUCUGGCCAUCUGGACAGGGAUUUGCCUGGCCACGCCGUGGGAAGAAGGCUGCACAGCUGCAAGGGUAACUCCCUCUGAAGCCUUGAGUGGCACUGCCCUGCUCUGGCACUCGUGCCAGGCCCAUGCCCCUGAUUCCUCCUCAUGCCUCUCUCACUGGCCCUCGUGUCUCUUAGGACCUUUGUAAUGGCAUCCACACAUCUGUGAAGGACUUCAGAAGCCCUCCAAAGUCCCCGCCACUUCUUCCUGAACACACACAGUAGGCAGGAACACCCCACACCUCCUCUGCCCUCUGUCUGGAGUGCUUGUUCAUGAAGUCUUCUCAUUGCAUGAACCAGCCCAUUUGCCCCACACUCCUGUCGCCCUGGCUGUGCCCACUCAUCUCACCCACCUCAUGCCACAGGUUGGUGGGCACACCAGACACACCCAUCUGCACCCUGUGGAUGGUGAGCACUUUACAGGUACAUGUUGGUCAGUGCUGAUCUCCUAGUGCCUGGCAUACCACAGGGGCUGCAUAAAUGUUCAUCAACUCAGCAAUCACCAAAUAUCAGUUAGGGAAGAACACUGGCAUCCUUUUCUGUUCAUUCCCCCUUCACUAUAUUUUUAGCUCUUUUAUUUUUACAUAUAUACAACACUUCUCUAUAUAAAUCACAUUUAAAGAAGUUCCAUGCUUAAUGUAGAACAAAACAGCGCAAAGCAUAUAAAAUACAAAGUGGGAGCCCCACUCCCUUAGGCCACAAUUCCAAAGUAUGCUUUGCUAGCAGUUGGGAGGAUUCUUUCCAGACCACUCACCCUGACCACACAGCUGCCACUUUGUUGGCUUGUUUCGCCAGAGUGACCUCACCCCGCACACACUGCCCAGCAGCCCACCUUCCUGGUGACCUGCCUGAGCCCCCUCCCUGUGGUGCAUGUGAAGCCACCUCCUUCCUUCAGCAGCACCCAGUUCUCGUGCAGAGGGACUGGAGUUCAUCUGACCUGCCCCAUCCACGAGUCAUCCAAGUUGUGACCAGCCUGUAGCAUUCCCCAAUGAUGCUACAGUGAUCAUCCUUGUAGUCAGAGCUUUGCACUCAGAAUUCCCAAAUGAGGCCUUGCUGGGCCCUUCUCUGGGCUGCAGCCCCCGGUCUGGUCCACAAGACGCAACCUCUGGGCGACAGCAUUGUGGUAUAUAAGUGAGGACUGGGUUUGCUGGGCGUAACAGAAAGUUUUACAGGUUGGGGGAGUCUGUCACAGUGGGCUGGUGCUCUCCAUGGCCCCCUCUCUUGCCCCUUCAGGUCCCAGGAUGGGGAUGUAAUAUGGUGUCCUGCUGUUACCUGCUCCCAAACUAGAGCCAUGCUGGCUUGUGCACCCCAUGCCUCUGUACACGGGCCUUUAUGAAUAAACUCUCCUCAUGUUUCCACAGUGCCA
This is a messenger RNA of Carlito syrichta (Philippine tarsier), 3328 nucleotides long. It is a transcript of the gene RAB36, whose product is annotated as RAB36, member RAS oncogene family. The record is from RefSeq and is a predicted model, not a curated record. Gene Ontology annotation, molecular function: GTP binding; GTPase activity. The transcript has 13 exons. Bases 1 to 1221 code for a protein of 406 amino acids. NCBI's taxonomy places the organism in Eukaryota, Metazoa, Chordata, Mammalia, Primates, Tarsiidae.